AAAAAAAAAAAAAAACCCUUUUUGCCAUUGCUGCAACUUCAAGAAUCAACACUAACCUCAGCAAUGGCACAAACAAACUUUCACCCUUCACACAACCAAUCACUCAAUCAAAGACUUAGCAGUUUCAAACAAGUUGGGAUCGAUUACAUCAAUCUUCUGUAUCCAUUCCGCUCUAUUCAGACCCAUUUCGUCCAAAAUUUUCAUCUUUUCCGAGUACCCAAAUCGGAAAAACCAUAUAUUUACUUGAAUUUCACUUCAAAACCCAAAUGGGUAUUCACUAGUUCUAACAUUUCAUCUCCAGAAUGGAUGAAUUUUCCUCUUUUUCGAGUACCCAAAUCCAAAAAACCGUAUUUUUAUGUAAAUUUCACUUCUAAACCCAAAUGGGUAUUCACUGGUUCUAACCUUCCACCUCCAGAAUGGGUUCAUCCAUUCAUUGAUCUUUCUGACUUAAUCACAGACCGCAAAGAUCUCAAACCGUCACCAUGGGUCUCUCGAAUUUUGAAUCUUUUAGACAAUUCAUCAUUGAUGGAGCAGAAUUUAGAUGCUUAUUGCUACAAAUUUCUCAUUAAAUUAUCUCCCACUUUUGUUGCAUAUGUGUUGAAGUCAGAUUACCUUCUGGGUAAGCCUGAUAUCGCGUUUCGUUUCUUUUAUUGGGCUGGUAAGCAAAAAGGGUUUGUUCAUAAUUGUGAAUGCUAUGUGUUUUUAGUUCAGAUUUUAUCUGCUUCACGUGAAUUGGAUAGGAUUAAGCAUGUGUUUAGUGAAUUUAAGCAUAGUAGUUUCUUGAUGAAUGUGGCAGCUGUUAAUUCUUUGAUUAGGAGUUUUGGAGAACUUGGGAUGGUUGAAGAAUUAUUAUGGGUGUGGAGACAAAUGAAAGAAAAUAGUAUUGAGCCUAGUUUAUAUACCUAUAACUUUUUGAUGAAUGGACUGGUGAAUUCCAUGUUUAUUGAAUCUGCUAAACGCGUUUUUGAGGUUAUGGAAAAUGGGAAAGUUAAUCCGGAUAUUGUUACGUAUAAUACUAUGAUUAAGGGGUAUUGCAGAUCUGGGAAGCUUCAAAAGGCAAUGGAGAAAUUUAGAGACAUGGAGGUUAGGAAAGUGGAGCCUGACAAGAUUACUUACAUGACUCUGAUGCAAGCAUGUUAUGCGGAGGGAGAUUUUGAUUCUUGUUUGGGACUUUAUCACGAAAUGGAGGAAAAGGACUUGGAUAUUCCACCACACGCUUAUACGUUAGUGAUUGGAGGGCUUUGUAAAGUCGGGAAGGUUUUGGAAGGGUUUACUGUUUUUGAAAAUAUGAUCAAGAAAGGUUUGAGACCUAAUCUGUCAAUUUAUACUGCUCUAAUUGACUCAUACAUGAAACAUGGAAACUUGGAUGAGGCUAUGAGACUUUUUGAUAGAAUGAAGAAUGAAGGAUUUGAACCGGAUGAAGUAACAUUUGGGGUUAUUGUAAAUGGUUUAUGCAAGAGUGAAAGGUUGGAUGAGGCCAUGCAGUGGCUUGAGUACUGUCAAAAUAACAAUGUAGCUAUCAAUGCCAUGUUUUAUUCAAGUCUUAUUGAUGGUCUAGGAAAGGCAGGGAGAGUUGAUGAGGCCAGAGAACUCUUUGAGGAGAUGGCUGAGAAGGGAUGUACACGUGAUUCUUAUUGUUAUAAUGCGCUUAUCGAUGCCUUGGCCAAAAAUGAGAAAAUUGAUGAAGCUUUGGUGCUUUUUAAGAGAAUGGAAGAUGAAGGUUGUGAUCAAACAGUUUAUACAUACACAAUAUUGAUCAGUGGCAUGUUUAAAGAGCAUCAAAAUGAAGAGGCACUUAAAUUGUGGCAUAUGAUGAUUGAUAAGGGUAUAACUCCAAAUGCUGCUUCUUUUCGAGCCCUUUCAACCGGGCUUUGUCUUUCUGGAAAGGUAGCAAGAGCAUGUAAGAUAUUGGAUGAGCUGGCACCAAUGGGUGUUAUCCUGGAGACAGCUUUUGAAGAUAUGAUUAAUGUUCUAUGCAAGGCAGGUCGUGUAAAAGAGGCUUGCAAAUUAGCUGAUGGGGUUGUGGAUCGAGGUCGAGAAAUUCCUGGAAAAGUUCGUACUGUUUUGAUUAAUGCCUUGAGGAAGACAGGGAAUGCUGAUAUGGCAGUGAAGUUGAUGCAUAGUAAGAUUGGCAUUGGAUACGACAGGAUGGGUAGCAUUAAAAGGAGGGUAAAGUUUCGAGUUUUGGUUGAAAGCUGAAGCAUUGGAUAAAAGGUAGCAUUGAAUGGAGGAUAAAGUUUUGAGCUUUGGUUGAAAGCUGAGGUGAAAGCUGGAUAUUGUGGUUAUUAUUGGGAUAUUCAAAUAUGCUAUUAUGCUGUCAUGGGUGGUUAUUAGUUAAAUAUUCUGCGGCAAAACGGACAAAGAUGUGAUCAAAUAAGCAAUGAACAUGUCAUUUGACAAAGCUAUGCAUAUCUGCCACUUUAUGGAGUUCUAACAAGCAAAGCAAGAGGUAAAGUUAAUUGAAAUUUUUGUCUAUAAAGAGUGUGAUAAAUCAUCUUGCUUGCGUUAGAUACGGCUUUUCUUUUUUGUUGAAACUGGAAGUACAGUCAACUCACAAAUUGCUUACCCCCUCUGUUGAUUUUAAAUACUUUGUCAAACUCCGCCACAACUAAAAUUGAUGGAUGGGAUUAUAUACCACUCAUAUUAGUUACUAUCUGUCAAAGAUUCUUCUCAUAAGCUCCAUGCCUACACUAAUGCUUUCUAUCAGUUGAUUCAGCAGUUCUUGCUAUCAAUCAAAACAUGGUACUCCCAGACAA
Molecule: messenger RNA, 2756 nt
Organism: Solanum dulcamara
Lineage: Eukaryota; Viridiplantae; Streptophyta; Magnoliopsida; Solanales; Solanaceae
Product: pentatricopeptide repeat-containing protein At1g03560, mitochondrial
Exons: 1
Coding region: 64-2199 (711 amino acids)
Molecular function (GO): protein binding
Source: RefSeq, a predicted model, not a curated record